ACUUCGGUGCCUAAAAAGGAGCAAAAAAACAGAAAGAUAGAGAGAGGGGAACUGAUUCUGCAACUUUGUCUUACUUCAAUGGGGAAUGGAGACAAGGAGAAAGACUUGGAUGUUGAUCUCUCACUCAAAAUUGAUGCAAAAGAAGAAAAACAAGAAGAAGGUGUAGGCGGCGAGGAAGAAAAAGAAGAAGAAGAUGCUCAUCGCGUCAACGAUGGCGUUGAAUCAACAGCAGCAGAAGAAAAGGAGGAUGAGCAACAACCAGGAGUACAGAAUAAGAGGCGAAAAACAACGGAAACCGGGGCCGGGGAAGUGGAAGACGAUGAUGUCUCAGUAGUCGAAACAUCGGUGCAGGAGAAUAAUAUGAAGACGGAUCAAGAGGUACAGUUAAGCGUUUUACAAAUGGAGAUGAGCCGUAUGAAAGAAGAAAACGAGGUUUUGAGGAAGGUCGUAGAGCAAACCAUGAAAGAUUAUAAUGAUCUUCAAAUGAAAUUUACGGUUCUCCAUCAAAGUUGCCAAAACAAGGAUCCUCAAACCUUUCUAUCACUUGCUGGUAACGAUCCCAACGCAGUUCAAGGACCCAGGAAGAUUACCAAGAUGUCAGAUAUUCGCCAUAGAUCUCCACUGUUACCAAAACGUGAUGAUGAGAGUCAACUAGGGUUGUCACUGAGGCUAACCAGCUCUGCUACUACUGCCAGUCAAUUAAGGGGAAGAGAAGAAGGAGAAGAAGACGAUGAUGACAAAGAAGAGAUCAAUAACAAGGAAGGAUUGACGAGGACUACUAGUCUUACAUCAUCGUCAGUGCAACUGCAAAACAAGUUACAGCGGCCGGAAUUGGCCGGAACUCCAAGCCACGGUGGCUCCCAACCCAAUCGAAAAGCUAGGGUUUCGGUUAGAUCAAGAUGUGAAUCGGCCGCGAUAAAUGAUGGGUGCAGUUGGAGGAAAUAUGGGCAGAAAAUCUCAAAAGGAAACCCUUGCCCACGAGCCUAUUAUCGUUGCACAGUAGUCGCGGGAUGCCCAGUCAGAAAACAGGUCCAAAGAUGCCAAGAGGACAUGUCCAUACUUAUAACAACUUAUGAAGGAACACACAACCAUCCUCUUCCAGUUGGUGCGACGGCCAUGGGUGCAACAGCCAUGGCUUCAACAGCUGCUGCUGCAGCUUCCUUUAUGUUACUAGAUUCAAGUAACCUUCAUUUAGCAGAUGGCACACCCUCUACUUACACCCAAGCAUCCCUCCCUUACCAUCAUAUGAUGAACAUGAACCCUUCAUCUCAUUCCUCGUCAAACUUGCGAAGCGUCGAUCCUCAUGACCCUUCCAAAGGACUUGUUCUUGACCUCACGAACAACUUCUAUGACACCAUGGGUGGCAGCUCCUCAUCUAUACCACCAGGUUUUAGUACUAAUUGGUUGAUGAGCAGCACUAGCAGCAGAUCUGCAAAUUACCCUAGCAGUACUAGUCUCACCAACCGUCUUUUGGAUAACGGCAGUAGAUCAACCAGAGUGGCGCUAGGGGACGAUCAGAAAGGUAAUUGGAGAUCAGGGGAAGAAAAUAUGUCCAUGGCUGAAAAUGUAAGUGCCAUUGCUUCAGAUCCCAAAUUUAGAGUUGCUGUUGCAGCUGCUAUCACAUCCCUUAUUAACAAAGAUAACCAUACAACAACUAGUCAUCCUGCGCCGAAUGCUAUUGCCCCAAGAGAUCAUGGAGACAACAACGGUAGUUCAUCUACUAGCAACCUUUGGGCUAUUGAUGAACAUUUUCUCUCAUCCAACGGUAAGCUCAUUCGCAAAAACACCUCAGAAUAAUCCUCUUCUUAAUAUUUUUCCUUUUUUUUUUGUUCUUUUAUAUUGUAUGUAAUAUUCUUAAUUAAUAAUCCAUUUGUGCAA
Molecule: messenger RNA, 1878 nt
Organism: Malus domestica (apple)
Lineage: Eukaryota; Viridiplantae; Streptophyta; Magnoliopsida; Rosales; Rosaceae
Product: probable WRKY transcription factor 9
Biological process (GO): regulation of DNA-templated transcription
Molecular function (GO): sequence-specific DNA binding; DNA-binding transcription factor activity
Source: RefSeq, a predicted model, not a curated record